GCGCCCAUUAGUUUUCUUCUCUCAAACUCAAACCCUUCUUGCAUCUCCUCUCUCUCAUUCGAAGAUCUCUCGUUUUCAUUCUUUCUUUUUCAAUUUUUUUUUUGUUUUUUUAAAAUUAAAAUACUAAAAUAAUUUACCGGUUUGACAAGUCACCGGUUUUUGAUUCUUUACCAAGAACAGCAAAAUUUGAGUUCAUAUUCUCAAUACACGCAAUUUUCAUUUCCGGAAAAAUUCUUAUUCUUAGGGUUUUCUUUUCCUCUCAUCUUCCUCAUUCUCUCCCUCUUUCACACUCAUUCCAUUUUCACUAUCAACAUUGCUGUCAAAUUGAAUCCUUCAAGCACAAGAUGGAUCGAAAAUCAGAACAUGUUCAUGAGUCUGAUUUUGACUACUAUGAGUAUAGAUAUUACAGUGACUUGAAAGAUGGUUACUAUAGGUUGAAAAUCUCAGGUUCAACAUAUAGGUGUCCAUUCUGUCACAACAAGGAUUAUGACUCUUUGAGUGACCUUCAGAGACAUGCUUCUAGAAUUAUGGAUGACUCGCGUGAGACGGUGAAGGAAAGUGCGAAACAUUCUGCCCUAGAAAGGUACAUUGGUAAAGAGAAGUUUGCUGCUGUUAAAACUGGUCAUGAUAAGUCAACUGCUGUUAAAACUGGUCGAGAUAAGUCCGCUGCUGUUAAAACUGGUCAAGGUAAGUCAGCUGCUGUUAAAACUGGUCGAGAUAACUCAGCUGCUGUUAAAACUGGUCGAGAUAAGUUCGCUGCUGUUAAAACUGCUCAAGAUAAGUCAGCUGGUUCGAGUAUUGCUGUUGAUAAGGAUAGGUCACAUAAUGCUAAUGUUGUUAGGAAUCAGUCAUCUAAUGUGAAUGUUGCUGGUGAUGAAUUGUUUGUCUGGCCAUGGAUGGUAAUUCUGGCAAACAAUGUUACCACAUUUGACCCGAAGAGCGGAAAGCAUGUUGGAAAGAAUCACAAUAAAAUUAAGGAGGAGCUGCUCUUGAAAGGGUUUGAGCCCCUGAAAGUUACUACGCUUUGGAAUGCUAGAGGACAGACACCCUUUGCAAUUGUUGAGUUUGGGAAAGAGUGGGUUGGUUUCCACAAUGCCAUGAAGUUAGAAAGGAGCUUUCAAGCAGAGCAUUGUGGUAAGAAGGAUUACAUGGAUUUAUGGCAGCGGGGUCAUGGAGAUAGACUCUAUGGUUGGAUGGCACGUGCUGACGACUAUCAUAAUGUUAGGGAUAUAGUUGGCAAACACCUCCGGGAUAAUGGGGAUUUGAAAACUGUAUCUGGAAAAGAAGCUGAGGAUGAUAGGAAAGCAAAGAAGCUUGUCUCUGGUUUGGCAAAUACUUUAAUGCUGAAGAACAAGGAAUAUGAACAGGCAGCAAGCAAAUAUCACGAGGCUAGUGAGUACCUGACGAAAGUAAUGGUUGAAAAAGAGGAGAUGGUUGAACAUUUUAAUAACGAAAUAAGCAAGAUAAGGCAGGUUGAACGCGAUUAUCUGGAGAGUUUAUCCAAGGAUCAUGAAAAAGCCAGGCUGGAACUGGAAGCUCGGAGGAAUGAACUUAUGUCCCGUGAAAAGGAUCUGCAGAAGCGUCAAGCAGACAAUCAUAAUGAGAGAGAAAAGCUAUAUCUUGAAAAGAAAAGAAAUGAAAAGGCAAUAGAAGAGCAAAAAAAGGCUGAUGAACAAAUGAUGCAUUUGGCUGAAGAACACAAGAAAGCAAAAGAGAAACUUCACAAGAAAAUUCAUGAACUGGAGAGGGGACUUGAUGCAAAACAAGCAUUAGAAUUGGAAAUUGAACAGCUUAGAGGAGCUAUCCAAGUAAUGAAUCACAUCGGAGAGACUGAUCUGGAAGAGAAGAAAAAACUGGAGGCAAUAAAAAUGGAUCUGCAAGAAAAGGAAGAGGAAUUGGAAGGCGUAGAAGAUCUUCAACAAACACUGGUUGUUCAGGAGCGCAAAACUAAUGACGAGUUGCAAGAUGCCCGCAAAAAAUUAAUAAGUUGGAUUGGCUACCCAAAGACUCGAGCCAUAAUUUCAGUGAAAAGGUUGGGCGAACUUGAUGGUAAGCCAUUUUUGGAAGCAGCUAAGAGAAAGGUUUAUGCUGAAGUGAAUGCAAACGGAGCAACUAAGAGAGAACUUUUCGAUGAAGCAAAAGUCAAAGCACUCCUGUGGUGCACACAGUGGGAUGAAUAUCUUAGGGAUCCUAACUGGCAUCCUUUCAAAAUUGUAAUCGACAAAGAAGGGAAACCCAAGGAAAUUUUAGACGAAGAAGAUGAAAAGCUGAGAAGUUUGAAGGAUGAGUUUGGAGAUGAGGUGCACGAUGCAGUAGCUACAGCUCUAAAGGAGUUAAAUGAGUACAAUCCUAGUGGUAGGUAUGCAAUACCGGAACUUUGGAAUUAUAAAGAAGGAAGGAGGGCUUUAUUGAAGGAGGGUGUUUCCCAUUUACUAAAGCAAUGGAAGCUAUUGAAACCCAAUACUAAGCGAAAGAGAACCUGAGGCUUAAUUUGGGUGAAGAACUUAGAAUUAGACUUAUAUGCAGAAAGGUUAAUAUAAAUUCUAGCUCUAAUAGACUUGGUACGGAUCAAAAUUAUAUUGCCAAUUGUUGGUGGUGAUACUUCGUAUAAUUGUUUUAUGUAUUCACAACAUUGUCUCUACUUUUCCUUGGAUGCCAGGUUUCAUAACAAUAUAUAAUGCUAAUAUUAUAUAUACUUUUUUAGCAGAUAAUGUAUGAUUUUUGGGUUAAAACUUUAAAACAGGUUUGAUGUUUGAAAUUGUUGAUUACUGCAA
Messenger RNA from Trifolium pratense (red clover), 2774 nucleotides. RefSeq names its product factor of DNA methylation 4-like. The record is from RefSeq and is a predicted model, not a curated record. NCBI's taxonomy places the organism in Eukaryota, Viridiplantae, Streptophyta, Magnoliopsida, Fabales, Fabaceae. The coding region runs from base 345 to 2483 and encodes 712 amino acids. The transcript has 7 exons. Gene Ontology annotation, biological process: gene silencing by siRNA-directed DNA methylation.